UUUAAAAAGCAUCAUAUUUGACUAGCUCAUCAAUUGUUUUAUAAAAUUUAGAAUAUGAACGUGCGUCCAUGCACUCCCUACCAAAUGCUAAACUCUUUUACUAAUCUUGAAUUUUUCUCUCCAAAUUUUGUUCUAUAAAAACUAAACGUUAGAAGUAAUAAAUAUAAAUUUAGCAAAGAUCACAAACCUCAAAGUUGUGGUAGCCUUCCAAAAAAAAAAAAAAAACACUCACACACAAUGGCAUUCAUAAAGCAAAAAUCAUACACACUCUCUCUCAUAUUUCUCUCCAUAUUUCUCCUCUACCUAACUUUAACUUGCAAAUUAAGACCAAAAAAUCGUGAUAUUCCAAUCUCAAACCUAGAAAAACCAACUUUUAGACAAAAUAUUGUUAUGCCUAUGGAACAUGUCACUAGUAGACCUCAAUGGUUUCAACUUUUACAAGACGAAAUCAAGGACCACAAAACACUUAAAAUUGGCCUAGUCAACCUUGAUGAUGUCUCAUUUUUUGACUACCUUGGAUUGCACGGGGCAGAAAAUAUGGAGACGUUCGAUGUGAAAUUUCGUAAGGUUUCGAAUAAAAUUAAGUGGAAAGACUUAUUUCCAGAAUGGAUUGAUGAAAAUGAGGUAUCAGCUAAGCCUACGUGCCCAGAAAUCCCAAUGCCGGUGUUUGAGAAGUACGAGGAAUUGGAUGUGGUGGUUGCUAAGGUUCCAUGUAAGCAUGUAGGGGUUGAUGGUUCUAGGGAUGUUUUCAGGUUACAAGUGAACUUAGUGGUGGCUAACUUCUUGUUAAGGAGGGGUGGUUGGGAUAAAAAUCGGCCGGUUUACGCAGUGUUUAUCGGCGAUUGUGGGCCCAUGUGGGAAGUUUUCCGAUGUGAAGACAUGUUGUUGCAUGAAGAGAAUUUGUGGGUUUAUAAACCUGACUUGCAAAGGUUGAAACAAAAAAUUCUUAUGCCUGUUGGUAGUUGUCAGCUUGCUCGUCCAUUUUCAGAACAAGAAGAAAAAACUUGGAAGAGUUAUCCGGCAUCAGGAUCAGGACUGGACAAAAAGUUCCACAAGCCAAGAGAGGCAUAUGUGACAGUUGUACAUUCCUCAGAAGCCUAUGUUUGUGGAGCAAUUGCAUUAGCACAAAGCAUUAUCCAAACCAACUCUACAAGAGAUCUUGUCCUCUUAGCAGAUGACUCAAUUUCACCAAAAUCUCUUCAUGGUCUCAUAGCAGCAGGCUGGAAAAUCAAGAAAAUCAAAAGAAUAAGAAGCCCACAUGCCCCAAAAAACGCGUACAACGAAUGGAAUUACAGCAAGCUCCGGAUAUGGCAACUCAUAGAAUACGACAAAGUCCUAUUCAUCGAUUCAGAUUUCGUGGUUUUCAGGAACAUCGAUCAAUUCUUUUCGUAUCCAGAAUUAUCAGCCGCUGGAAACGAUGGGUACAUUUUCAAUUCGGGCGUCAUGAUCAUAGAACCAUCAAAAUGCAAGUUCCAAAAUUUAAUGAACAAAAGGUUUGAGGUAGGUUCAUAUAACGGGGGCGAUCAAGGCUUUUUAAAUGAAAUGUUCGUGUGGUGGCAUAGGUGGCCUACUAAGCUAAAUACUCUCAAGAUUUUUGUAAAUACGAGUCAUCGCAACCUUCCUGAUGAUUCGUACACUGUACAUUAUUUGGGAUUGAAGCCAUGGUUGUGUUACGAGGAUUACGAUUGCAAUUGGGAUAAAGUGGAAUCUCAAAUUUUUGCCAGUGAUUCAGCGCAUCAGAGGUGGUGGAAAGUGUACAAGAAAAUGCCUAUGGAACUUAGGGAAUAUUGUGCAUUGACACCAGAAAUGGAUGCAAGGAUAAUUAAAUGGAGGAGAAAAGCCAAGAAAGCUAAUUUUUUAGAUGGACAUUGGAGGAUUCAAGUGAAAGAUCCAAGAAGACUUUCCUAUUGAUGAUUAUUUGAUUGAGAUUAAUUCAAUUCAUGUAUACUAACAAUUUCCCUUUUUCUGAUAAAGAUUGUAGACAUAAGCUUGCAACAUUUUAUUGUAACUAAUUAGAAGUAAAACUAUCAAAGAAUGUACCAAGAAUAAUCCUUAUUAGCCCAUAUAUGCAUAACACAGUAAAAACAAAUCAUAUAAAUUUACUAUGAUUAUGUGAUUUAAUGAGAUUAAAAUACAUGCUAAUGAAUCAUGAUUAAGUGCUAAAACUCUAUGUGCAAACACAUGACAAACAUGUAUUGGAUUGGUGUAA
This is a messenger RNA of Solanum dulcamara, 2209 nucleotides long. Its product is annotated as putative UDP-glucuronate:xylan alpha-glucuronosyltransferase 4. The transcript is spliced from 2 exons. Gene Ontology annotation, biological process: xylan biosynthetic process. The record is from RefSeq and is a predicted model, not a curated record. NCBI's taxonomy places the organism in Eukaryota, Viridiplantae, Streptophyta, Magnoliopsida, Solanales, Solanaceae. Gene Ontology annotation, molecular function: glycosyltransferase activity. The coding region runs from base 238 to 1911 and encodes 557 amino acids.